Cherax quadricarinatus is the source of this 10084-nucleotide messenger RNA. RefSeq names its product mitochondrial ribosome-associated GTPase 1. Gene Ontology annotation, biological process: mitochondrial translation. Gene Ontology annotation, molecular function: GTP binding; protein binding; GTPase activity. NCBI's taxonomy places the organism in Eukaryota, Metazoa, Arthropoda, Malacostraca, Decapoda, Parastacidae. Gene Ontology annotation, cellular component: mitochondrion. The record is from RefSeq and is a predicted model, not a curated record.
UUCUGAUCUGGAACUGUAUCUGGAGAAUUAUUUAUAGAUUAAAACGUUCAGCUUUUGAAUUUAAUUAUAUUUUUCUACAAUGAUCUUUGCCUGUGAUGACAAUAUGUUAAGGUCCAGUGUAUACAGUACUGAAAAGCCUAUAUCACAGCAGUUAUAUCAGUUACAUAACAUUUUGAGAUUCUGUACAUUGGAUUGAAAGAUACAACAAAGUGUUAAAAAAAAUGGCUACCUUCGUUGUCAGACAUGGAUUACGAAUGCGAGAGCAUUUUAAUAUAAAAAACCACGAUCUUGCUCAUUGGUUCCCAGGACACAUGGCAAAAGGAAUGAACCAGAUGCAGCGGAAGCUAAAAAGUGUAGAUUGUUUAAUAGAGGUACAUGAUGCAAGAAUUCCAAUAUCGGGAAGAAACCCCUUAUUCGAAACUAAGUUAGGUCUAUCAUCUCUCAAACCUCACAUUCUUAUUUUAAAUAAAAUGGAUCUUGCUGACCUGAGAGAGAAAGAUAGUAUUGUAAGCUAUUACAAAAAUCAAGGAGUGAAGGACAUAUUAUUCACUAACUGCAAGAGGCCUGAAAGUUAUGGUAUAAGAAGAAUAAUUCCUAGGGUCUCCUCACUGGUACAGAAAUCUGAACGUUACCACCGCUCUGAAGAGAGAGAAUAUCAGAUGAUGGUUAUUGGUAUACCAAAUGUUGGAAAGUCAUCACUCAUCAAUGCUCUGAGAGCCAGGAACAUAAGAAAAAAGAAAGCUGCUCACGUUGGAGGACUUCCUGGUAUAACGAAGAGUGUACAAGAGAGAAUAAAGGUUUGUGAGUACCCUAAAGUUUACUUACUCGAUACACCUGGUGUGAUGUUUCCAAAGAUUAAAGAUAUGGUGACUGGCCUGAAGCUAGCACUGGCUGCCACCAUUAAGGACCAUCUGGUUGGCGAAGACAUCAUUGCAGACUACCUUCUGUACUGGUUGAAUUCUUGUGGAAAUCAUUCCUAUGUGGAACACUUGGGAUUAUCUGAACCAACAGAUAACAUUCAACAUCUUCUUCUAACAGCAGCAGCCAGAAACAACUGGCUGAGGAAGGCUCGUGACCAUACAGGUGUUCAGACCAUUCCAGAUGUUAUUCAAUGUGCAGCAAAAUUCAUCAGAGCUUUCCGAGAAGGGAAGUAUGGACCAGUCAUGCUUGAUGAUCUCUCUGAUAUAGAAGAGCAACAAGUAAUUAAAUAAUUAUUUGCUGCAAAGCUUUUACACAUUUUUUUUCAAAUAGUACGUACUAGGUUCAAUAUUAAUAAAUAAACAGCUUUAUUCUUUCUAAAAGUAACAAUAGAUAUUAGAUACAUUUCAGUGCUGUGCUGUAAUGAAUAUAUAGUUUGUUUCAUGCCAUCUGGGAUCCCAUGUCUCAGUCAGAAUAUGCAUUGCCUCUUGUCAUAUAUUUAGCCCUUUUUCUGUCUUAACUAGUUGUUUACCUGCCAUUAACUGUAUUUGCCAUUGGCUAACCACCACAAGACAUAAUACCGUUAGGAAAUUCUGGGAUCUGUCUAUCCAGGUAAUAUGGUUUCCUGUGGAUUCCUAGACCUAAUAAGUUUUCGUGCCUCAUGCAGUGCUGUUCACAUGUGUACCAGUGUCACUGGAUAGCAGUAAUCCAGUAAGUUUUUUACCUUGGUUUUACUACAUUCAUAGUGUAAUGCCUCAUAGCCCUAUAGGUUUGACAUCUUUGGCAACAUUGUCUGUGCUUGAUAAUAGCCAUUGAGUGGAACCUUUGAUAGUUACUGUAUUCCAUUAUUAGUUGUUUCACAGAUUGAGGUUAUGGCCAGGCUUCUUGCACUGUAAACUUCAAUAUUAUUUUCCCACAUGUUGUAUUUGUGUGAAUGUUCUGGGUCUACAGUGAGAAUAUUUACUGUGCAAAAGUUAUCCAUAAGAAUUCUUGCAGCCCAUGAUAAGUAUAGAGGCAGUGUAUAGUCCAUCAUGACACUUGGACCUUGUACUUGAUAACCCUUUACUUGUCUACGUAGAUGGUUAGCAUCUAUACACUGGAUGAUUUUGAACUGUAGCGUUUAGUGUUUUGCUGGAUCUUGAUGGUACACGGACAUCUUAGGAUGAUCUACAUUACUUCAUUUUGCAAUUUUUCAAGUCCUGCAAGCUCUCUGACACGAGCUAAUAAGAAUACAGCAUAGUCAGUGAUAUAAACAGAAUUCUGUACAUCAUUUUUGCAAUGUUCACAGCAGUAUACCCAGGGUAAAACUGCCACACCUCAGUGCUCUCAGCCUCUCUUUAUACUGGCAACUUAGUCUGCUUACAAUAAGUCAGAUCUACAGUAAGACCUCAAAUCUCAAAUAUCUAACCGGUCACAAAUUGCAGCCAUGACCUGUCAUACAACUGAAACCUGUAGACUGUGCCUCUCUACAGGGAAAGGUACCUUUUAAAUCGUAUCUUGUUUUUUCAAAUAGUAUCUUGAUUUUUUAAAUAGUAUCUUGUUUUUUAAAUAUUAUCUUGUUUUUUCAGUCCUGAUGCAAAUCUAGUACAUGGUUAGGGAUGUUUUUGGUGCUACUCAUAUACUGAUUAGACUGUCUAGGCAUAACUUUUAGUAAGACAUUGAUUAGAAUAUUAAAUAACGUGGGACAAAGGACACCUCCCUGUGGGUUUCCUAAGUCUAUGACUAGUUGCACUUCUGCACCCAUGAAAUGGCAUAGAAGACUUUCUGUUGAGAGGUAGCCUUCAAUCCAGUGGAGAAGCCAUCCACUUACAUCCAUUCUGGCUAGUUCACUAAUAAUAAUACAUAUGUUGGUUGGACCUUAAGAGAUCAAGGAAGGUGGUAUUGAGGGUUUUUGCAUGAUUAAAACUCAGCUAAUUUGUACUCGUCAGCCAUAUUGGAAAUCCAAUCACUGUUCACACUAGUAUGACCUGAUAUAUAUAUUGCUUAUUAUUACAUGUUAGAUAAGAUUGUGCAACUUACAAGUAGGCCAAAUUUGCUGUAUUACAUCCUGUGCAAUAGAUUUUGCUAGAGAAGUUUAUCUUUUCAAGAUGAAUGCUUAGAUCUCCAUUGCCUAGUAAUAAAACAAAUAAGAUUUAUUUCUGGGUGGAUAAGUAUUUAAAACUUUCCAAAUGUGCUUGCUAAGCUGGUCGAGGGGUUGUGCAUUUACAUUAAGCUCGUUUUUACAGCAGGUCAUUCAUUGCAUUUAUUAAUUUUUCCUAUUUGAUUUGGUGGCUGUUAUAAGAAGGUUGAUUAUGUUUUAUCUUGUAGCGUACUCUAUGUAGUUAGCUGCUCUGUGAACCCUAGCAUGUGGUGGAGUCUCCUCUGAUGUUUACUAGAAGAAUACUAUUGUAUAAUAUUUUGCUUUCGACUGUUCAAUUUCACAUCUACAUUUAGGUUUAUUUCCUUUUGCUUCCCUAAAUACUAAACCAUAGUGCCUUAGAUGCUGACACAGGUACUCCAUUAGUUGUGAUGCUAAUAUUUAAGGAGGGUCCUUCUGAAGAUUGAAGGUGAUCGACAUGCACAGUAUGGACUUUCCAGACCAGUUCUAUCAUGAAUUCCUGACUGCUCGUAGAGUAUAAUUAACCAUCAACAUUUAAUAGAGCUUGGGAAAGUGGGGAGAUUGAACCAGGGUUUUCCUGUCAAGUAUGAAGUUCUUGCACUCUAUACUCUAUCUCAUGAUGCAUGAUUUGGUGGUAUAAUGAUGGCUUUUAGCAGUUGGGUUCUUGGCCUUCUCUCUAAAUUUGGUAACUACACAGGUUGCCCUUAUAUUGUACAUUCAAACUUUUGGGUUAGUGCUUCCAUAUACACUUGUGUGCUUCCUUCUGCCUUUGGGAAUGGUUUAUUUUGCUUCUAGUCAUACUCACAUCAUCUCCAGGGCUUGGUUCUUUGAGGAUAAUUCUGAUGGGGAUAUGGGUUCCCAGGGGGUGUGGUGCACUUACCCCAGUGGGUCUCAGCUCCCUUUUCCUUCUUCCUCUUGUACAUUAGAUUUUGCGACAAGUUAAUGAGCAGUUCAAGCCCAUUGAGAACAGUUCUCUCUGGGUUAACAGGACCCAGGUUAGCCUAGUGAUAUUAUAUCCUAUUAUGGUUAACCAAUGGCAGCUAGUUAUCUGCAUAAUCACUUUGUAAGUGUCAGAAGCAGAUCUUGUAACUUUGUUAACUGUAUUGUGACUGAGAACCAAUUUGUAUUCUGAUGGAGUCAUAGGACCUACUGCUGCAGAAAGAAGCCUUUUUUGUGUUAAAGGUAAGUACAAUACAAUAGAUCAGCUGUUGUGUUUGAGCAAGACUUUCCAUGUGGUGGUUUCACAAAAGAAAAGAGGAUAAUUGUGGAAACUAUUUUAUUUUCAAUUAAUGAAAUAUUCUGGCAAGCAUCAGCUUGUGCACAUAUAAAAUAAUACUUGCUAUAAUCAAAGUGGAGUACAGUAGUCCCCCCGUAUCCACAGGGAAUAUGUUCCAAGACCUACCACAGAUACCCUUCACCACAGAUAGUACUGAAACCUAUAUAUGUCAUUUUUCAUUUACAUACCUAUCUAUGAUAAAGCUUAAUUGAUAAAUUACGCACAACAAGUGGAGAAUUACCACUUUUUCACUGAUGGGAAGCACUUCAUUGCUUCUCUUAAGCUUUGAAGAACUGCCAACAUCACUACCUUUGUGCCGUUAUCAAGCAAAAUUAAGGGUUAUUUUCGGGCCACAGAUAACUGAAACUGCAGAAACCAAAUUCUUGGAUACGAGGGUUCUGCUGUAAUCCUAAUACAGUAUUCUGUAUUAUAAAUGCUAACAUUAGUACUAGUCAUUAUCAAAUGUUCUUUCAUAUUAACAUUUUGUAUGGUUUCAAGAACUUGAAAAUGGUAGUGUAUUUCUCUAGGUCAUCUUGAUUUUUUUUUAUUGAUCUAUUCUGACUUAUAAGAAGUGCCAUACAUUGCAUUAGUGAAAUUAACCUUCAGAUUUUUUCAUGUAAUUUUUGGUCCAGUGCUGCCUCAUCUUGUACCCAAUACCUCAUUAUGAGAAAGCUGUUAAGAAGUCUCAGACCUUCUCAAGGCAAAUAUUCUGAACGAGCUUAAGCGUAGUCCCAUAUCAUUACUUGGAAUCCUUCACCUUGAAUCUUAGACUAGCCAAGUUUCUUAUCCUAGCAGCUCUCAAGUUACUUUAUUCUUUGAGAAUCUAUAUGGUAUUGAUAUUUUAAUACUACAGUAGUCAGCAGGAACAAUGCCCUAUUUAUUAAUUUUUAUUGUGUGUGGUUUAAGGCACUGUAGUUCAUUAUCUGACUUAGGGAAAUAUUAUAAACAAUUUGUAGUUUAAUUUUAUGACAAUAUUUUUUAAUUCAGCCUAUCCCAAAAUUUUUGGUUUGCUUAUUUUAUUCCAGCCAAUCUCAGAUUAUUUUUCAAGACAAAUUUCUGCACCCUACAAUAUUUAAUUUAAUGCAGGCAACAAAAAGUUAUGAAUUUCAUGAUGGCUAAGUUAUAAUAUUUUCUAUGAAAGCAUAUAAAGUAGAUAGUUUAAAUGUUUUCUGUUAAUAUUAUUCAUCCUAAUACCUAAGAUUUUUUGAGAUUAACUUGGCUGGUAGAAUGUCAUCAUUUAAAAUUGCUUUUGAAAAUUAAACAUAGUGUCUUUUUCUCAUCUGAACUGCAUAGAAAUUACCUUGUACAUUGUAAGUCACUUUUCAUAAAUAGAACACAGUAUCACUGACACUGGAAUCAACAUUUUUAAACUGAAUUGCAGUUCAUACUGAUAUUUAACUAGGAUAAUAAAUUUGCUUUCUUUUAAACAGACACAAACAUUCGGUUUAUGUAGCAAGUAAACUUGAAAGUGUAGACUAGUAAUAAACUUAGGAAUGAUACAUAUAGAUGUCAUAUUUCAGCAUGACAACUUAAACUCGUGGCUUUCUUAGUUUAACGUCAACACAAAGCAGUCAGUAAUCUGUAUCUAGAAUUUAAAUAAUGCAGUAAAAUCCCCAAAGUCUAUAUAAGAAGUGGGAUAACAUCCUUAUUAUCAAGUUUCAAAGGCAUUACAAAGUUGAAAAAAAUACAUAAACCUCCUUUGUCAGUACAUGUGGAAAUUUUUUCAUUACAGCUGCCAUUUCCCACCCAGGGAGGGUAAUAUAAUGUGAAAAGUGGAUGCUUUUAAUAGUAUCUAAUCUGUAUAUCAGGUGGAAAUGUCAGUAGCCAUUAAAUACUGGUAUUAACCUCAAAAAUGCACAAAAGUACAAAUAUCAGUAACAUUGUGAAACUAACCUACUGUUAUGUCUAAUUUUUUCCUUUUAUUUUAUUCAUGAACACUGAACCCCUAUGGGUCAUAGAGAGCCUUUGGAAUGUGAGGCAAUCAGAUUCAAUCUUAGGAAUGGGAGGAUGGCUCCAAUUCCUCAAACCAAGAUUUUUUUUUUUUUAUGCCAUCAAGGCACCUUUCUUUUUUUAGUGCUCUUACAAUAUCUAGUUAAAAAAUCCUGUUUAAUUUACAGUGCCUCAAUAGUUGAAAUUUACUAUAGAUUAAUGCAGUUUUGGUACCCAGGUUGAGCACUCCUAUAAAUAUUGCAAAUUCAGUAGCAUAAAUGUAGGGGUAUGUGGAACCAAAGAUGGUGUGUUUGUACUUGUGCAGUAAAACCUCUCGUUAAUGGACCUCUCGUGAACCUUGGCAGUUGUGAACAAACAUUGGCCCAACAACUGUUGGAAUAAUCGAGCAAAAUGGAAAAUAAUCAAUAAUUCUGGAUUUUGUCUGAAGUGAUUGUGUCUAGCUGUCUUCUGAAGCAUCAGACCAAAUCCAGUAACUCCUCCUUUGUGCAGUAUGGGCCAGAGUGGCCAUAUCUGAGACCUGUCUUUUUUCACUGUCCCUCAAGUCGUAGGCUGCUGGUGCCAGGUUAUUGUUUGUGCUCACUUAUGCUGUGUGACUUGAUUAACAUAUUAAGUAAAGUGAAAUAACAAUGGCACCUAAAGUAAGUGGUGGUGUCAAAAGGAAACUUGAUUUUUCAGUGUUAAGCAGAAACUUGUACUAAUAAAGAAGGUUGAGUCUGGAAUCUCAGUGGCACAUCUCAGCCAUCUACAUUAUUUUCACUAGUAGAGUUUUACACCUCUGACUCAGAAUAAAGUCAUAGCAGUUUACAACACAUCUCUCCACCACAAAAGUUAAGUAAUAUUACAGUAAAUCCCACACUACUAUAAAAUUACAGUACAAUAUGUACUGUAGUACUACAGGUUGCAAUGCCCGUAUUCUUAGUGUCUGGUUGUUUUGUGCUUUGGUGGACCAAGUUCACUAGUUCAGAAGACAGCCGGAUGAUCCUGAUAAUUUAACUUCACAAUUUGGAAGUUUCAGACAAUGAGCAAUAUCAUACACCCCAUCCUCUGUUAGCCUGUAACGAGAAGGUUCACUGUAAUUUUAUAACAUAAUCAUUUAGGCUGAGCUGUAAGGAAAAGGAGGCAGAAAUUAAUAAGUAAUGUAUGAAGACUUGCCUCUGACCAUCAUGAAGAAAUGUUUUUUUUUAUCAAACAUUAUCUUAAUAUAAACGUACCCCAUUAGGGGACAGUUUUAUUAAAAAUUCUACUUAUGGCAAUUUUUCUAGCUCAAAUGGGAUGAAGGCUUCAUUGAUGCAGAGUAAGUUUGUCUUUAGCUUUUCUAAAUACUGUACUGUACUCUGUAAAGUACAUUUCAUAUUUGACCAGUUGUACGAACAAUUAUUUCAUAGUUAAUUUACUGAACUUAUUCCAUACCCAACUAAACAGAGUAGAACAAAUGCACUGAACAUUUUGAAGUUUCCUUUACUUCUUAAAAUUUGUGUAAAGUAAGGUGCAUAGUUAUCACUCUGCAAGUAUAUUCAUGCUUCCAUUGGAGAAAAAAAAAAGACAGUAACAGAGAGGAACUUUGAGAGGUUUAAUUUGUAGAACAGGUUUCUUCAGUCUGAAGCAGACUGUUCCAUGGGCAAAACAUAUCAGUAAAGUUCCUCUUUACAUUUGUGCCUCUUUCUCCACUUGUCAGCUUUGUGCAGUCUCUCCAUACUUAAAUUUUUCAAGGUCAUUAUGAAAAUUUAAUCAAAUACAUUGUGUAAUACAUUGCCACUUAAAAUAUGAGUUGUGUUUAUUUGAAGAUAUUUUGAAGUGUAAGAAUUAUGCACUUGUAAUUGACAGGAUUGUAAAAUUUGGGGGUUUUACUGUUUAAAUCUUGUAUUGUGUUUUUUGUCUUGCAAAUUUAACUAUUGUACCUCUCAGUGAUCAGGUAGAUGCCCCUGUGAUUAAGUGUGUUAGCUUUAUGUCACUCAUGGAAGCUUAGACAAUAAUGUUCUUUUUGUAAUAAAAUUUAUAACAAGUGUCAUAGAUGAAGCAUUUUGCACGUUUGUACUGAUAUCGCAUCUUUAUUGGUUGUUCAUAUCCUGGUCUUCAAGAUUCUGGAAUUUAGAUUCUCAACUGUAUUUUGGUGUGUACAACUUUGGUAGAGUUUCAGAAUUAGUUUUGUAGACAAUGCCAUAACAGUGGCAAUGGCAACUUUGGUGCUGUAGGAGAUAGAUUUAAAUAAAAAACCAGUUCAUGGUUUAGUGCUCAUUCUUUACUGUUUAUGUAGUAUAAAUAUGCAACAAGAUUACCAUCAAGUAUCAUACUUUUGCAAGUGUGGUAUUAUUAUAUGUAAAGUCCUAAAACCUGGGGAUCAUUCAGUGCAAAUGCAAUGUAGUAUAAAGUAAAAAAAAAAAAGUGUACCUGUGAUGUCAACCUUGCAAAAAGAAAAAACUAACCAUAUUACAUUUCCUACAGUGCUCAUCAUUAAAGUAGGCUGGGUGGAAGGCACCAAUUGUAAUUUGAUGUCCAGAGUAAUAUCUAUCCUGGCAAAUUUGUCAGCGAGACAAUUCAUACUGGCCUGGCAACUCGAAGUGGGAUGUUUCAGGAUUCCCUGUGGCUGCUGACUGCAUCCUGGGCUUGUGUGAUGGAUGGUUUUACAUCCAUUAUCCCCCUGCACCAUGUGGCCUUGAGGGUAGAGUUUGUCAGGCAUUUUUGGCUGUUGACAAAUUAGUAUGGGCAGGAAUAUGUUGCUGAUACAAGAGACAAUUGCAGAGAUCAUUGGAUUACAUAAAGCAGGCCAUCAGAAAAAGGAAAUAGUAAAAGCCAGUGAUUGUUUGUCUAGUGAGGACUUGGUUGCAUUGGUUCCUUGGGAAUGGUGUUUGUGACAUGCCCACACCAAAAAGCACAUCCAGGGAAGCCUGGAAAAAUGCCCCUACUAAUGUUAGCUGUAAUAAUGUACCUAGAAUCAGUCUAUUAUCAUUUGCCCAAAUCUUUCACUCAGUGGGGUGCAAGGUUUUUAUGCAAAACAGUGUUCCUUACCACACCACAAAAUCUGUUGUCCAGUGGCUUUGUGACAGAGGUACCUUCCUUCGAUGAUUAGCCAGGAACUCCCCAUACUUUAACCCAAUUGAGAGCCUGUGGGCCGAGUUAAACUGACUAAAAGGAAAUCAGCCCACUCCCACGGCUCUAGGGCACCAUCCAUGAGUCAUGGGGCAAUUUACCCCCCCCAAGUCAAAGGAUGUCCUCCUAUUUUGUUAUCAGGAGGGCCAUGUGCUUUGAUAAUGAGCACUGUAUAUUCAACCUGUGUAAAUUUUUUAGGUACUAUUUAAAUAAAUAUUUUUUGCCUUAAGUCUGUUUCAGUAUGGACCUUGGCAUUUGUAUGUUUGUACCCCCACAACUAUGAUCACUUAAAAAGAUGCAAAUACUUGUGUUAAUAAAUAAAUUUGGUAAAAUUGUUACAUUUGUGCAAGAGUAGGUGCGUGUAAAUUAUUAUGAUCAAGUUUACACCCAUUCCUGUAAGUAACAUACCUUUAUACAUGUAAGGAAGUGAAUUGGUGCUGGUGUCUUUGUCCACUCUCAAGCAAAGGUUCAUGCUUAUGUAUUUGGCAAAGGCAAUAAAGGGUUUUCUGUAAUUAUUUCUUGGCAUUCCUUACUAAUGACUAUUAUUCUGUUGCCCUGAAAUGGUUGCAGCCUUAAAUUUCUAAUAUUGUACUGUACCAUUUAAAAAAAAUUGUAAAAGAUUGUCAUGUAGCAUGCACUAAUGUGCAAGGAAAAAAAAAACAUUGCAUCAGUGCACGACAUGUAAAACUAGUUCUACUAGUUCCUUCAAUUUUAUGUAAUUUUUCUUCAGUAAAAAUAAAUGUUUAAAAGUUUUA